This is a messenger RNA of Cottoperca gobio, 2738 nucleotides long. It is a transcript of the gene nckipsd, whose product is annotated as NCK interacting protein with SH3 domain. Gene Ontology annotation, molecular function: protein binding; Arp2/3 complex binding. The record is from RefSeq and is a predicted model, not a curated record. Lineage: Eukaryota; Metazoa; Chordata; Actinopteri; Perciformes; Bovichtidae. Gene Ontology annotation, biological process: endocytosis. Bases 166 to 2376 code for a protein of 736 amino acids. The transcript is spliced from 13 exons.
UGGAGACACUCACAGGUCAGAUGAUCCGAGCUGCUACAUUGUAAAUAGACAGCGGCGAUCUACCGGGGGCCAUGCCUUCAUAGACUCUUUAAAUCCCCUCCGACAGAGCAGAUAUUUACACUCGGAGACUCUCUUUCUGUUUCGUGAAAGUGUUAUCAUUAAAGUAUGUACCGGUCUCUGUACGCCUUCCGAUCCGCGGAGCCCAACUCGCUGCACUUCGCCGCCGGAGAAAGCUUCCUAAUCCUGGAGAGGAGCAACAAACACUGGUGGCUGGGGUCCCGCUGCAGCUCAGGGGAAACCGGCUACAUCCCAUCAUCAUACAUCGAAAAAAUACAGGCUCCAGAGCAGGAUGAGGUGUUGCAGUCUAUUGACAGAGCAAUCGAAGGAAUCCACAAUGUGGCCUUAAAGAAUGGAGGCAAAUACAAUCUGGAGCAGAGAGAUGUUCUUCAAAAGUUGAUCCAUCACAGAAAGGAGACUCUUGCACGACGAGGUUGCUCGUCCUCCGGUCACAAGCAAGGCCUCCCAUCUUCCAGCAGCGAAAUAUCUCUCAGUCAAACUCCUCCACCCAACGGCCUUAACCGAGAGUACGGACGACAGGGGACCGUGCCGCUAUCAGGAAGUGUGGACAAUAUACAGGCAGAACAGGGCUUUUACCAGGUACCUCCUCAACCUCGACGUGCGGCUCCGACCACCCCACCUCCCCCUGAGAAGCAGCGAAUCAGCUGGCGUCCAGCAGAGCCGGAUGUCCCCUCCAGAGGGUCCUCUCUAGCUCCGUCCCCUGCUCCGUCCCUCUCGAUCAGCACCACCUCUAUAGAGUCCGGCUCCUCCCACUCACUGGUCUCUUCUGAUGUCAGCUUGCCAAGUGUUUCCAGCACCCCCCCUCCUCCUGUGCCAUCCCGUGUGAAGCCCUCUGCACCGCCUGCAGACGAGCCUCUCUCUGACUCCCCUCCUCAUCCGGCUCCUGCAAAGAAGAGCCCGGCUCCACAGCCUCCGCAGCUCACCCCUCCUCCUUCACAGCCCGCUGUGGAGGAGCAGCCUGAGAGGGAAUGGCCUGUUGCCCCCCCGUCUAUCGCUGAAAGCCCUCCUGGCAGCCCCACUACCUCUGAGCCAGUUCCCAUGACCAUCGGGGCUGAACUCAUCGAGCUGGUACGGAAGAACACAGGCUUGAGUUACGAGCUGUCUCGGGUCGCUGUGGGCGUGGUGGUCGGCCAUCUGCAGACGGCCUUACCUCAAGCCUCCUCUGAUUUGGAGCAAGUGCUCCUCUCGCUGGUGGAGAGCAAGGUUUCGAGUGCAGCGCUGCCGCAGGGUCAGGUGUGUCACGAUGAACAGAGGCUGGAGGUGAUCUUCAGCGAUCUUGCCCGUCAUCAGGGCGAUUCUCAGCAGCGUAGCUGGGCGCUUCAUGAAGACCACGCUCUCAUAGCCUGCUACCUCGAGGAGCUUCUAAAGAUACUGACUGAUGCAGAUCCGGAGGUGUGUAAGAGGAUGUGUAAGGCCAACCACUAUGAGAAUGAGCUGUCUCUGGUUUCAUAUUAUCAGAUGGAGAAUCGUGUGUCUUUGCGGCUGCUGCUGCUCAAAGUGUUCGGGGCGAUGUGCAGCCUGGAUGCUUCUCUCAUCUCCACCCUCCUCAACUCCAUCCUCCCCAUGGAGCUGGCCAGGGACCUACAGACUGACGUUCAAGAGCACCAGAAGAUGUGUUACACAGCUUUGGUACUUACUAUGAUCUUCUCAAUGGGCGAACAGGUGCCAUAUCAUCACUACGAACACUUGAAUGCUGACUUUGUUCAGUUUCUGCUGGGUGUGGUGGAGGACGGGCUUCCCUCUGAUCCUACAGAGCAGCUGCCUGACAUCUUCCUGAACCUCCUGCUGGCCUUCAACCUGCACCACACAGUACCCGACAGCAAUGUGAUCAUGCAGGAGCUGAAGAAGAAAAAUGUCAAGAUCCUGUCAGAGAAAGUGUUGCUGCUGUUGAACAGAGGCGACGACCCUGUGUGUAUGUUCAAACACACCCCGCCUGCACCGCACUCAGUGCUCAAGUUUCUGCAGGAUGCAUUCGCCAACCGAGAGACCGCUGACAUCUUCUACCGCACUGACAUGAUGGUGAUGAUUGACAUCGCCGUUCGACAAAUAUCUGACCUUUCACCAGGAGACAAGCUGAGGAUGGAGUAUCUCUCCCUCAUGCACUCCAUAAUACGCUCGACGGACUACCUCGAGCACCAGCACCGCCUGUCUGACCUGCAGGGGGUGCUGCAGAGGAUUCUUAGGGAGGAGGAAGAUCCAGGAGAGGAUGAAGGGAGCGCUACAGCGAAACAGAUGGAUAAGCUAAUCAUACAGCAGAUCUACAAGGAGUUUCCACAGAUCUGUGAGAACCAGGACUAACCAUAUCAGUAUCAUGCUCUCACACUGUAGUCCGCUCCCGUCUACUGCAGAGAGGUCAAAUAAAGCUAGAAAUGAAGAAGACCUGACGUUUGAUGGGACACCGUGUAUUCUGUGCCAGCCUGUGCUAAAAGAAACCAAUCAGUUUUGCCAAUGUUUCCUUGGACUUGUAGUCCCUGGCUGCAGCAUGCAUUUGAUGUUGAUUUCAGAAAGAUGUUCCUGUUUUUCACAGCUUCUCCCUCCUUCCCUCUAAUUAAGUUUAUUUGAAAAGGGAGUGGGAGGUUUUGUUUCUCUGGUGUUUUUCAAGGAGGGAAAAAAUAUGACAAAUGCACAAAAAACCUGUAAGGUUUAGUCAUAUUUGGAGA